AUGCUUCGUCGCGUCUACAGCGAACGCACAGGGCCUAAGCCCUGUGCGUUCGCUGUAGACGCGACGAAGCAUGCCAAGGUGGAGCAGGACCGGAAGGACCGGGAACUUCACGAGGUCGCGGACCCGCACUGUGAGGUCGUGGCCUCCGCUGAGACCGGUAUCCGCACAGAGAUUCGUUUGCUUCAAAGGCUGAAGAUGUCGCUGUGGAAGAAGGAUGACUUGGAGAAGGUUUGGGAGGUGGGCGGACUGCUUGCCAGUUGGGGGGAGGACCUGCCAGACCAAGUCUCGGAGGCGGAGCUUGUAAAUCAGGAGCUAGACAGCCCAGAGAGGCAACUGCGGCUGGAGCAACUCCUCCGCCAGAACGCAGAUCCGAACGCUCCGGACCGGCUCGGCAGCACAGCCCUCUUGUGCGCUGCAGCCGCAGGACACCCGGAGCUUAUUCAGCCCUUGCUGGAUGCCAGAGCCCAGGUGGAAGUCCACAGCCGGUUCGGCGCCACAGCCCUCAUGGGUGCUGCGCGAGCGGGCCACCUAGAAGUGGUCGAGGCAUUGGUGAAGGCCCGCGCCCAGCUGGAGGCCCGCAACGAGCGCGGCGACACGGCCCUCCUUGUCGCUGCAACCAACGGCCAGCUGAAGGUGGUGGAAUCUUUGCUGACGGCGGGAGCUCAGCUGGAGGCUCGCAGGGACAUCGGCACCACAGCCCUCAUGUUGUCUUCAAUCCAAGGGCACCUGAAGGUGGUCGAGGCAUUGGUGAGGGCUGGAGCCCAGCUGGAUGCCCGCGAUGGGCAUGGCCUCACAGCACUCAGAAUGGCUGCACGCGGCGCAAACACAGCCGUUGAAGCCGCUAGAUUCGGUGGCCACCCAGAGGUGGUCGAAGUCUUGCGGAAGGCUGGAGCCCAGUAUUAG
Molecule: messenger RNA, 903 nt
Organism: Symbiodinium sp. CCMP2592
Lineage: Eukaryota; Dinophyceae; Suessiales; Symbiodiniaceae
Source: the annotation of a GenBank genome assembly